This is a messenger RNA of Porites lobata, 2110 nucleotides long. NCBI's taxonomy places the organism in Eukaryota, Metazoa, Cnidaria, Anthozoa, Scleractinia, Poritidae. The record is from the annotation of a GenBank genome assembly.
GAAUCGCAUUCAACGCACCACUCAAAUCAUCUUCAAGAUGUUUUUGUAAAAGACGAAUACCACUUUUUAAACGUCCCUGGAAUUGGAACGUUUACAGUGUACGACACCUUUGACUGCACCUUUGAAUGCCUCAGCAAUCCGUCCUGUUUGUCUCUGAACCUGGCCGUCUCCAAAGGAGACGAUGGAAAAUUUUGGUGCGAAUUGUUGACUUCGAAUAAAGACAUCAACCCAGACGAAUUCAAAGAAAACAAGACUUCUCAUCACUUUGCUUUGAAGGUGCGAACAUAGUUUGAAUUAAGUAAGAUCUAAAUUAUUAAUUAUCCCGUUGUGUCAAGAUGAAAAACCUAAGCUAAUUACGGAUCUCAGAGUUUUAAUAGAAAACUGUAAGCCUUAUUCAGUAAUUAGUAAAAACGUGAAAGCUAAAUUUACCGUUAAUUUCAGUGGAAUAAAGUAAACAGUGACUUAUUUUUGUUUCGCCAGGGGCAGACGAUAGUAUACUAUUUCCAGAAAUUAAGGCAAACGUCAAUAAAGCGCUCAUCUCUUAAAAGAGAUGAGUCUUAGAUUAGACUAGUCUUCUCUGCAUCUUAAGGUGGCUGAACACAGUUUUGCGGGAAGUCAGUGGUAACUCGCGUGACGGUGCGUGUUUUAAAUUAGACAAACAAAUAGGUGGUUUUCACGUUACGUCAUCGCCGCCAUGCUGGUGGACGGUAAACAAAAGAUCGCUCAUUAGCUCGCUUUGUUUGUCCACCAGCAUUUGUUCAUUUCACCAUUGUUAUUUGUGUCUCCCGAGAUUGCAUGAAAACCACCUAUACGGAGGCGAAAAAGUAACCGUACACAGAAGACGAUUUCUCAAAAUCUACUCAUUAACAAUUUGGUAUAUUUGGCAGAAUUUUUCCUUUCAUCGUAUUUUAAAUAAUAAGAACUUUAAAAUGGAAGUUGAACAGACGAAUUUUGUGACACAUUUAAUAAUUACAGUACAAUUAUAUUAUUGAUGAUCUUAAAACCCGUCCGUUAAAAUUUGGUCAAAUAAGUUUCAAAUGGUAAUGAUUAAUAGUAAUAAGCUGUGUGCAAGUUUAUAGGAAAAUCUAAUGAGCAAUUUUGAGGCAAACUGAGCAAAAGUGAAACUUUAGGGUUGUAUUCAAUUGUUCAUGUUGCCAUGGAAACUACGAAAGCGUCAAAUUUUCCCUGUCAAUCAAAACGUUUCAAUAGUAUAGUUUUCAUUUGCCAAGUUUCAGCUUGUGAGCUGCAACCUUUCUCUUAGCAUGAUUUAGCAAAUGAUAUAUAAUCACAAACUGCCAAAACUGUGUUCAGCCACCUUAAGCGUUGCGUGACGAGACAAAAACGGCUGUGAGGGAGACUGUGGGUGAACUGAUCAGAUUUGAGCUGAGAUUGAAGUUCCCACUAGUGGAAAUUGGUGCAAACAAAACUGCAACGUUGCCUGUUUUGUCUCCUCCAGGGUAGGAACCGGCUGACAUCCUGUGUCGAAUAUGGACAGCAAGGUUUCUACAAAGAUGGCAUUUAUAAGAUCUAUGAUAACGACGGAAACAGUUUCCCAAGCUACUGUGAUCUAAAAUCCGAGCCCGGUAUUGCAUGGACACUGGUCAUGUCGUGGAGUAAAAAGAAUCGUUUUAUUUCUGCUUUUCGCAGUACCCCAUUUCAAUUCAAUGCCCCGGAAAACGAGAACUCCCCGAACUGGGAUCGUUACCGCUUAAGUCUGGAGCGAAUGAGAUCACUGCAGGUCCACUCCACCCACUGGCGAGCAACAUGCAGCUAUCCGACUCAUGGCAUCGAUUUCACAGACUACCUCCGCGGCAACUUCAAAGACUUCAACAUCGUCGAUUUCCUUGGUAAUGGCGAGUGUAAGAAGGUAGAAUAUGUGGAUAUCCGGGGGCUCAAUGGCACGAACCUUACAGCACCGUUUUGGGCGAACUUCGGGGUGGGUUUGCAUACUGACAGCUCUAUCGAUUUCUGCGAGCUAAAUGCAACUGUUGGAGCGGUAUCGAGUGAAGACAACUUUGGCUCCUAUAACGGCAUUAAUCCCAAGUUCCGCUGCACACAGGAAGACAGCUCUACUACUCAGUGGUGGUUUGGAGCUCAAUUUAAAAAAUAG